AUGGCAUACAACAUUGACACGAUAAACCCCGAUGAUUUGGUGAUUGGGUUGAUCCAAAUUCCACCAGGGAAAUCUUCAACCGAACUUCUUGAUACAUCCAAUCCCGUGAUUGCCAAAUUCCUUAAAAAGUUCUGCAAACGGCUCGGUAAGAGCCCCAGUCAAAGGUUUAGUAAAAUACUCCCGACUGAUCAACGUUCGGGCCGAUUCGCUAUUUCCACCAAAGAUCCGAAUUCUGUUCACAUCCCUUUUGUUGGUAAAGGCUCUGGUGAUCGUUGGUUUUUGCGACACUUACCUACGCGACGUCUGACUCUGUUACAAUGCGAUUCACUUUCCGAUACCCAAUGGGACGUGUCGGUUGAAGAUCAGCCGGCUCCAAUCGACUCCAGCCCCCCGAAAAGACAACCUAAUACUUAUCCUGUUAGUCCGCAAUUGAUCACUUCCAGCGAUGACGAAUGUACCGAACUCCAGUUAAACGGUUCACCUGAGUGA
Echinostoma caproni is the source of this 489-nucleotide messenger RNA. The record is from the annotation of a GenBank genome assembly. Lineage: Eukaryota; Metazoa; Platyhelminthes; Trematoda; Plagiorchiida; Echinostomatidae.